AUGCCCAACAGGCAGAUCAUUCAGGUAUUUGAGGAAUACCAAAGGGCCCGUGUCAAGUUUGUACAGACGGUGGCAGAUUUUGCUUCAAAACCACAACAUAUUGAUGCCUUGCAGCAGGCCGGUGUCAUGCAACUUCUUCGGCCACUGUUAUUAGAUAAUGUACCUUCCAUUCAACAGUCCGCAGCACUUGCAUUGGGAAGGCUUGCCAAUUACAAUGAAGAACUUGCGGAAAGUGUCGUGUCCGGUGACAUACUCGCGCAAUUGGUUUAUUCACUCGGUGAUCAGAGCCGUUUUUACAAAAAGUCAGCAGCGUUUGUGUUACGCAGCGUGGCACGACAUAAUGCGCAACUGGCGCAGGCGGUGGUGGGCAGUCAAGCCGUGGAGGCCCUCGUUGGAUGUUUGGAGGAUUUUGACCCAACGGUGAAGGAAAGCGCCGUAUGGGCGUUGGGUUAUGUGGCACGACAUAAUGCCCAUCUCGCGCAGGAGGUUGUUGACAAGGGCGCCAUUCCGCCAUUGGUAUUAUGCGUUCAGGAGCCGGAGCUUUCACUCAAGAGGACAGCGGCUUCAACACUCGCGGAUAUUGCGAAACAUUUACCGGAACUUGCGCAAGCGGUGGUGGAUCAGGACGCGGUUACGCACCUCGCGCCACUCAUUGGCAGCAAUGAUGGAAAACUGAAGCGACAGGUGUGUCAGUGUCUUGCGCAGAUUGCGAAGCACAGCGUGGAGUUGGCAGAGUUGGUGGUGGAGGGAGAAAUAUUUCCCCGUAUAUUUUCGCUACUGAAGGAUAGCGAUGAAACGGUACGCAAGAAUGCCUCCACAUGUAUUCGGGAGGUUGCCAAACACACACCGGAGUUAGCGCAGCUUAUUGUAAAUGCGGGUGGCGUUGGAGCACUCGUAGACUACACAAAUGAGUCUACUGGCAGCGCACGGUUGCCGGGAAUUAUGACACUCGGUUACAUUUCUGCAUUUUCUGAGACGCUCGCUCUCGCUGUCAUUGUCUCCUGUGGUAUUGAGCCAUUGUCUAAUGCACUGGAAAAGGAACAGGAGGAUCACAUAAAGUCUGCGGCCGCAUGGUCACUUGGGCAAAUUGGCCGUCACAGUGCUGAUCAUGCAAAAGCUGUGGCAGACUGUAAUGUACUUCCCAAACUGCUUGACCUCUACUUACAUCCCAGCAGUUCGGAUGAUCUCCGCAUGAAAAGUAAGCGGGCGCUCAAAAAUAUCAUUCAGCGCUGCGUACAACUCCCCGCCUUGGAGCCAUUGCUCCACCCGGAAGCACCAAAGAAUGUUCUCAAGUACGUCUGUGGACAGUUUGCAAAGGUGUUACCAACAGAUAUCGCCGCCAAACGGGAGUUCGUAGCUAACCGUGGGCUUGCAACUGUGCAGCGCAUUCAACCCGAACCCGGUUCCAAACUGGCGGAGUAUAUUCAAAGCAUCAACAACUGCUACCCACCUGAGAUUGUUCAAUACUACUCGCCGCAGUAUGCGCAGACAUUCUUGGAGAAAAUAGAAAACUACCAUGUCCAACAAGUGCAGCAGCAUUAA
Messenger RNA from Trypanosoma brucei brucei TREU927, 1542 nucleotides. RefSeq names its product axoneme central apparatus protein; importin alpha-1 subunit. The record is from RefSeq and is a predicted model, not a curated record. Gene Ontology annotation, biological process: cilium movement. The coding region runs from base 1 to 1542 and encodes 513 amino acids. NCBI's taxonomy places the organism in Eukaryota, Euglenozoa, Kinetoplastea, Trypanosomatida, Trypanosomatidae. Gene Ontology annotation, cellular component: microtubule cytoskeleton. The transcript has a single exon. Gene Ontology annotation, molecular function: microtubule binding.